CAUGGCCAUUAGCAACUUUUAUCAAAUUUGUGAUUAUAUAUAUGACACUUUGGCCUGGACUCUUUCUUCAAGUCCCGAUGUGGUUUUUUCUGUAUCCAGUUGGACUCACUUGCUCUUCAAUUAUCAUCAUUAACAUCAUCGUACGAUUGGCAACAUUAUUAAGGUUUUUGUUUGCCUGCAUCAUUCCGUAUGUGUUGUUGUUUAUGUUGUGUGCUUAAAUCGGGAAAGGGCGGCGGCGGGUGAGAAUGUAUGAGAGAAGUGCAGUAGUGGAUCUUCA
Molecule: messenger RNA, 277 nt
Organism: Zychaea mexicana
Lineage: Eukaryota; Fungi; Mucoromycota; Mucoromycetes; Mucorales; Lichtheimiaceae
Exons: 1
Coding region: 42-218 (58 amino acids)
Source: RefSeq, a predicted model, not a curated record